Messenger RNA from Neopsephotus bourkii (Bourke's parrot), 3397 nucleotides. It is a transcript of the gene PPP4R2, whose product is annotated as protein phosphatase 4 regulatory subunit 2. Gene Ontology annotation, cellular component: protein phosphatase 4 complex; nucleus; cytoplasm. The record is from RefSeq and is a predicted model, not a curated record. The transcript has 9 exons. NCBI's taxonomy places the organism in Eukaryota, Metazoa, Chordata, Aves, Psittaciformes, Psittacidae. Gene Ontology annotation, molecular function: protein phosphatase regulator activity. Gene Ontology annotation, biological process: protein dephosphorylation. The coding region runs from base 121 to 1341 and encodes 406 amino acids.
GUUGCUGAGCCCGGGGUCUCUGUGUGCGCGGCGGCUGCAGCCCGGUUCUUGCGCGGGGCGGGGGGGGGGGGCUGGAGGAGGGGAGCAGCGCGCAGCGGGGGGGAGACACCCAGGCGGAUCAUGGACAUCGAGAGGCUGCAGGAGGCUCUGAAAGAUUUUGAGAAGAGAGGGAAGAAGGAAGUGUGUCCAGUACUGGAUCAGUUUCUUUGUCAUGUUGCUAAGACUGGAGAGACAAUGGUUCAGUGGUCUCAGUUUAAAGGCUAUUUCAUAUUUAAACUGGAGAAAGUAAUGGAUGAUUUCAGAACCUCAGCUCCUGAGCCAAGAGGGCCCCCCAAUCCAAAUGUGGAAUAUAUUCCUUUUGAAGAAAUGAAAGAAAGAAUCCUGAAAAUUGUUGCUGGAUUUAAUGGCAUCCCCUUCACUAUUCAGCGACUCUGUGAGUUGCUGACAGAUCCUAGGAGGAAUUACACAGGAACAGACAAAUUUUUAAGAGGUGUGGAAAAGAAUGUCAUGGUUGUCAGUUGUGUACAUCCAUCUUCAGAAAAAAAUAAUUCCAAUAGUUUAAAUCGGAUGAAUGGUGUUAUGUUCCCAGGAAACUCACCAGGGUAUUCUGACAGGUCUAAUGUGAAUGGUCCUGGAACUCCCAGACCAGUAAAUCGACCGAAGGUUUCUUUGUCAACUCCUAUGACAACAAAUGGUUUGCCAGACAGCGUGGAACAUAAAGACUCAAGCUUGCAGCAAGCAGAAGACAAAAAACACAGUGAAUCACCAGCAUCUGAAUCAGAAGGUGCUCAGAGCAGCCCAGUAAAAAAUAAACAUUCUGAAGAUGAUCCUGCAGAAGCAGAAGGACAUGAGGUAAAAAGACUUAAAUUUGACAAGGAAUGGGAAGCCGGAGGUGCACCUAACCAAACUGCUUCCAGUGAAGCUUCUGUAGGCAUGGGGGAAGAGACAGAGACGUCCUCUACAUCUCAGGAUAAAGAAAAAGAUGCUACUUGUGCCAGGCAGCACUGUACAGAGGAAGAGGAGGAAGAGUCCUUCAUGUCUCCCAGAAACACUGGUCCAGACAGAAAAGAUCAAGAAAAAGACACUGAAUCCUCAACUGUGAAUGAAGAGACCUCUGAGGAGAACAAUCAGAUGGAGGAGUCCGAUCAGUCUCAAUCAGAGAAGGAUUUACACUCGGAUGACAGUGCAGCUAGUGUAUCUGCCGGUAGUGGAGCUGACUGCAGUGAAGCAGAGGAGUCAGGGUCCUAUGCUAGUGAAACUCCAGAGACAUCGUCAGAGACCCCGAUGGAAAAUAGCAGUGAAGCCACAGAAGCUGCAGAUGAACCUAUGGAGCAAGAAUAAUUUAAAUACACUUAGAUGCAGUAUUUUCCAUAAGGCUCCGGUUUUACACUGUAUAAAUAAUUUUAUGUAAUAAAGUGGACCUUUAGUUUUACAAAAAAAAAAGAAAAAAAAAGCAGGUUGUAAAAUAAACUUCUCCAUGGAUUGAACCUUGAAAGAGUUGUACGUGAUAAGAACUGUGACUACCAGCUCCUUCAGGUCCUGCUUACCGCUGAACUUUCGUUUGGUCAAAUCAGUGGUUUGUGUAUAGUUUUUUUUAUUUAGAAUAAAAGUUUUUAAACUGGAAGGCAGUUAUAAUUUUGACAACUUUUUUGGAGAUUACCACACCUAGUUGUAUGUAAGCAAGAAAGCUUUUUUUGUCUUUGUCUUUUUCUGACAGCUCUAGCAGUUACUUCAUGUUUUGGUUACAGUUUGAACAUUUGACAUGUGAACUUACGGGGUUUCAUGCUGGUUUCCAGAUUUUUGAAUACACACUAUGAAACCUUAUGUUGUGUGUUUCAAAUGUGUUACAUUUCACACACACAUAUAUAUGCACGCAUGCACACUUACGUGUACCCUCACUGUUCUAAGGGGGAAAUGGUAUAUUUUUCUGUUUCUAUAAAAGAUGAACACAGUAAAUACUUUUUUCUAUAGGGAAAGACAGAAUUCACCUCUCAAGGCACUUUGUUUUGCCUCUGGAAAAUGAAAAAAAGGAAAUCUGGCCCAUGUGAAACCCUGGAACUACGUUGAAAACACCAGAGUAAACACAUUCCAAGAGAACUGUUCAGAUUACAACACUUUUGUAUACUUCUGAGGUGCCUGAGUGAAAGGAUUUCAUUUUAUUUAUGAGAAAAUGUGCUUUAUCUUGAGAUCAUUGUAAUCAAAACAUUAGCUUCAACUUUUGUAGGAGAAAUGUUUGAAAACAUGAUAAGAAAAAUACCUUGGAAGAAACAAAACAGGUACUUUUUGAAUGCUUCUUGGAACAUUGUGAACAUUGUAGAGAAGUCUCAGUUACCCCAAGGUAGGCGGAUAGCAUUGGUAAACUCACACCACUGUACUGGAAGGAUAAAUCCAUGACCAUAGUUAUGUACCUGAGCUGAAGACUGAAAGGUUUAGGGGUGCAGAGAAAUCACCAUGAAUUUGUACAACAUUUUGGAAGUGAACUAAGUAUUUUUGAACAUGCUACUUUGACAGCCAGUGUUACGUUUUCUUUUCCAGACCAGCUCAAAGCACAAACUACUGCUUUAAACUCUUGGUAUUUUCCAGCUCCCAUAUUUAAAGACAUGCAAGCUGCAACCUCCCGGUCACAAUUACUGGCUGCCAAAUUUCUACCUGUUUCUUCAACUGUACCUUUUUGAUAUUUAGAGUUUUUAAAUUUCUGUAAAGUAGAUUUUUUUGUAGAUUGUAAUGAGUGCUCACUGCCAUUGUGGAACGGUAUAUAAUUGUAUAAUUCCUGUGUGUAAACUGAAUGCUUGGGCUUUCAAUACAGUAUUCAUAUAAAGCAAUAAAUAUUAAUGUUAUGAAAUAUCCGAGUACAUUUUUAUCAGAAUUGUCCCUCUUUUUGGUUUUUAAGUUCAGAGCUGAAGUACAAAAAUGACCUCUAAAAUGCAUGCUGAUAGUUUCUUGUACUACUACAUGGUAUGCUUGGGAUCGGUUGGGGAGAAUCUUAGGUUUUGGUUAAUACCAGAAUAAUUUGGCUCGGAGGGAGUAUUUACAAAGCUAUUUCUUGCUGAUGUUACCUUUCAAGUUCUAAGCUGACAGGAUUCAGGGAGGUGCUUGCCAAAACAAUAAACAUCUCAUUGCUGGAGAUCCCCUUACUGAAGGAAAAUUGUACUGUGACUCACUAACAUUGUGCUGAAGGGUUGGAUGUGUGUUACAAAACUAAAGGACUGAACCAAAAUGUUGGCAUGAGGAAAGUUUAAAAUACAGCUACAGCUUCCACUGCUUUGGUCUUGGGUCUUUCUUUUUUCAAUAUUUUGCCAAUGAGACAAUUUUAAGGUUUCUAAGUUCAGAGAUUUCUGAAGUUUUCUUUAGACUGUUUAUUUGUGAAGAUACUGUCAAUAAACUACUUCUUUAAGCA